Molecule: messenger RNA, 5248 nt
Organism: Archocentrus centrarchus (flier cichlid)
Lineage: Eukaryota; Metazoa; Chordata; Actinopteri; Cichliformes; Cichlidae
Gene: rell2
Product: RELT like 2
Exons: 7
Coding region: 149-2212 (687 amino acids)
Biological process (GO): positive regulation of p38MAPK cascade; positive regulation of cell-substrate adhesion
Source: RefSeq, a predicted model, not a curated record
UUUUCACAUUGUCUGUCAGCUAAAUCUCAACAACUUUUUUUUUUUUUUGCUUUGUUUUUGUUAGCAUGCUUUAUAAUGACACUACAGACUUUCACAUGCUCCGAUGUGUCCACUCUUGGCAGGCAGUAAACCCGGUUAAAACCACAUUAUGACUGAAUUAGAAGCCUUGGGGACAGGGGAGCAUCCACCGCCCUACAUAAUCUUUCUGGUGGUCUUCCUCUUCUUCCUCACGGGACUGCUGGGCUUCCUCAUCUGCCACCUGUUGAAGAAGAAGGGCUACCACUGUCGAACAGACGUGGAGGAUGAGGAGGAGGAGGAGAAGCUUGGAGAAAAUGCAGAUGAUGACGAUGACGAGAACCAGGACACAGUGGAACAGAUUCUGAAAUGUAUCAUUGAAAAUGAAGCAAAUAUGGAAGCCUUCAAUGAGAUGUUGGGAAACCACAAUGUCUGUGUGCGCCAUGACCGCAGGCUGCGUAAGGAGUCCAUCGGUGGUAUUCCUCCCCAUCUCCACACAGUCCACUCUGGCACCGACCACAACUCCUGCCACCUCUGUGCCCAGAUUAAAUCUAAAAAGGGCCGCAGACAAAGCAGAACCCUCCGUGCCAAACAGCGACCUGGGGAACAGACUGUCUUCUCUGUCGGCAGGUUCCGGGUGACACACACUGAUAAAAAGUCCCAUGGAAGUUCUAAUCCAAUGGCCAUUUCAGGGGACCAGCUGGACCAAUCCCAAGAUAGCGAUGAUCGGAAGGAUGGCGGGUACAACCUGAGAAGCAUGUUUAAGGAAGUCCGUCAACCUUCAGAAAGUGCCAGUGGGGUGUCUGCAAAUGUGGGAAGACAAAAAAAGAGUGUGACCAUAUUUGGGUUAAGGCGGGGCAGCGACCCUGUUGGUAUUAAGGUAGGGGAGGGGACAGGUUGGGACACUGGAGGGGUUAAAACUGCUGUUCAGCAGCAACCUGCAGUGCUGGGAGAGCCUGUGUCCACUGAGAACAUUAAAGUUGAUCCUCAACGUGCUAUUAAAGCAGAUUCCAAGCUUGAAACUGAGCUUCAACAUGAGACUGAAACAUCAGAUUCUCUUAAUUCUCCUUCUUCUCAGAGUAAGAAAGAGGCCUGUCACACUAGCGUUGGCCCUGAGGAAGGCACUAAACUUGGGCUCAGUCCUGAACCUGGCACAAAGAUUGCGUUUCAGUCAUCCUCUGGGAGUACAGCAGCUUCUGCCCCAAAUUCCCUGCCUAUUCCACUUGAGAAGAGAGUAAAUGUUGAGGAUAUGUGGAUAAAACCUGAAUCUGGACCAUUACAGACGUCUACACCCAUUGUACCCAUGCCCACAUCAAUCCCAGGUUUCACUCCUGUCAGCCAUACUGGUCAGCUUGACACCUAUUCCAGCACAGAUUUUCCAGUUAUUCAAACUCCCCCUGACCAGUCCUUGCCAGUCAAGACCCCAUCUUCAGUCUCUUCAUUAAAAACUCCUACCUCACCCCUAGCAAUGACAGCAAGCCCCAAACUUGGAUCAAGAAAUGUACUAUCAGAAGCUGCAGGAGCAGAAUUUCCACAUGCCCUCACACCAAGCCCCAAACUCCCACAUCACCAAGAAAUGGCUAGACAGUCACCUGUUUCAUAUUCAUCUUUUAGACAAACUUCUAGUCCAUCACAAGCCCGAUCUCUGGAACAAGAGCUUGAAGUAGCCCCAUUGCCCAAAGGUGAAGAAAAGUCAGAAUUUAAGAAACCUGGAAUCCUUAAAAAAGAUAAACUGUUACCAAUUGCAGCAGGGAACUCUAAAGGCUCUGCCCUUUCCUCUCCCUCUGAUUUUAAAGACAGAUGUAGCAGUUUACCUUUGUCACCUUCUAGCCUGUCUCCAUCCUCGCCUCAAGGUGGCAGAGUAAGUAGUGUGACCAUUGUUAAAGCCAGCCCUGACAGCCAGAGGGAGUUUUCUGUUGUCACUAUGGUGGAGGAAGAGAAAUCAACUACUGAAGACGAGAAAGAAGACAAUUAUGAACUUGAGUUUGACCUGGAAAACAGGGUCACUGGUUCAGCUGAUCAAGAAGGAAAUGUCUAUGUACCAGGUGUUAGACAACCUGAAAGUCAGAGUGGAGAGACUUCUGGAGUAGAGGUUAUCCCAACUCUGAGUCAAGAGAAGGAUGACAUGGUGGAAAUGGAAGAUAUUAGAGACUGCAAGGUGAUGGUGGUGGAAGGAGCACAGUUGGAAAAGGACUGAGAGGGUCGGUGGGGCAGUCUGCAGCCUGUUGCAGGGCUGACACAGAGAGACAGACAACCAUUCACACUCAAGGGCAAUUUAGAACCCCCAAGUAACCUAAGUGCAUGUCUUUGGACUGUGAGAGGAAACCGGAGUACCUGGAGGUAACCCACGCAGAAACAGGGAGAACAUGCAGACUCCACACAGAGAGACCCGGGCCAAGGUGGAAUCGAACCCAGACCUUUUUUAGAUGUCAUUCUAGCUGUGAGGUCUUUAAAUAGGGAUGCAUAUAAUGUAGCCUUAUUUAACAGCACUUUACAUGCAGCAAUCUUUAGCAAUAAAGUCUUCAUUGCUAAAAAAGUAUUUAGUUUUAUGUAUGACUUAUUGCUUUCUCGAUCACCCGUUUAUAAAAAAAACACAAAAUGUGAGUCGGGCGACUUGGCUCGUGUUGGUCAUAGUCCUGAGAAGCUGUGGUGGGCGAAAGGUGGCAACCCUAGAUGCUAUCAAACUGCAGUGAUGAAACUUCCACCGAGUAAACUAUACUUAAGGCUAUGAACCAUAAAAAUAUAAACAAUGUAAAGUACAUUUUAAAGGUGAUGGAAAUUUUAAACCUCAAUGUGUAUAGUUUUUACAUCCCAUAAAAUAAAGGGAUUAUUUUAAGUGAUGAAUGGAGCUCUCCAUUGAUAUGUGCUUUUUUGUUUGCACUUACUGAUUGUAAGAUGUGACUGCUGUGUCAUAGCUGUGAAACUAGCAACAUAUGCAGGAAAAGCUGUUUGUCAUAAAGGUGAAGAAUGUUAUUCAUUAAAUAUUAAUUUAUAACUUAACAUUUAUAGCUUCAUAUUCUGUAAUUUAAUAACUACUGCUAGUAACAAGGUCAUUACAUGCUUCAAUUACAGAGUCUUGGAUAUUCAAGAGGGCAGAAUGGGUUUUAUUUGCUUUUAGUUUCUUUUUCUUUUACAAACUUAGUUCCAUUAUUAUAUAAUUACAUCUCAGGCACUAAAAUAAUAUAGGCAGAGCAAAAAUAACCAAAGCUUCUGUAACUGUCUGACUACAUUAUGAUGCCACUUUCGAUACAGCAAACUUGCUUCUCUCAAUAGAUACAAAACCUCCUUCUGCUUCUUUUGACAAAGAAAAAACUCGCAAUAAAGGCUCAAAGGUCUCACUAGCAUAAAGCUGCAGGGAGAACGGGCGGGAAAACUGAAUGUGAAAUGUUAAUACACAGCUUUCUGCUCUCCCUUUUAAGCACAGUCACCUCUUCUGAGGAAGCACAACAUACUAGUUCUUAAGCCACAGUGUUAAGUGUUUUGGCCAUCUUUGAACAAGAGAAUGGGUUGUACGCUAACCAGCUUGUUUCCAUAAACCAUAUUGGUGCAACAGAGAUAAACCAAAUCUAAAUAAGAAGUAGGAUAAAAUGCUGGGGUUUCAUCUCAUUUUUAGCUCUCAGAGAUGUAGCUAUAAUCUGUAUUUAGAUGUGUGCUCCUGAUCCCUGGGGACUCACUUCAGACUGUGUCCAUUUCAGAGUUCAACAUUAUUUCCUGUCCUCAUGAGAAACAAACCAGGAGGUCUGCUGUCCCAGUCCCCCCCCCCCCCCAAUGCUUUCUCAUUUCAUUCCAUCUUCUGGCUGGGUGGCUUCCUUGUGUCUUCAUCAUGUGUCACCAUUAAUAUUUAUGUUAUCCAUCACUGUAGAUGAAUGAGCACACAGCAUAUUCAUGUGUAUUUCCAUCAUUCACCUUCAUCAGUACAGCAAACUGUUAGAUCAGUAUUAACAUAUUUGACAUGCUCGCGUCUGUUUGUUCUACACACUUUGUGUUUUCUUUUUUACUUAUUAUACAGUCACUAUAGACAAUAACCGUUAACUCAAACAAUCAUAUACAUUAUAUACUCUGAAAACAUAAAAAAACAACAUGAAACUGUAUGAUUUGUCUUAAUGGAGCAGCUAUUGGUAGCCAUGUUGUUUCGUAUAGGUCUCUGUUUUCUCUUCACUGAUGUUCUAGUUCCUCCUUCAUUUUUAAAGUUGAGGUAUGGGCUGAACAUGAGAACGUCAAAUUCUUAAUUAUCUCUAACAUUAUAACCUUCCACUGAAACUAGAUACAACUAAAGAUAGAACUCAACUAGAGAAGUAGUUUUAUGGUGUGUCAGAGCUAUUCUGAUUAUGACGAUAACAGUAUGAUUCACCAAAUAAAGACAACACUUAAUUCAAUGUAAAGCCUUCAUUAAAUAAAUGUAUUCAGUGAGAACAAAGCUGCUCCUAAAUUCUUACAUUUGAACUUGAAAUGACGCAAACACUGAGGCCACAACUAAAGUCUAGUUAGCACGUUACUAGUUAACAUUUAAUCUGUUUUAGGUUCAUAUAGCUUAAUGAAAUCAUGAGUCAAGUUUACUGUAUUACAUCAUUAAAUUAAAUUAUUCAGAAACAUCUGUAACUAAUAUCUCUUUCCUAGCUUCAGCACAGAAGGUGACCUUAUAAAGAUUGCUGUCUUUCUAUGCAUGAGUCAGAUUAUCUAUUCACCAGAAUAAUGGCAGGUCUACUUUACAUAAACAAUAAACAACUGCAAUUUUUGUGUCUACUGCUGAUAUUUGUUACUAGAGAGAAGCUGGAUACAAACACGUUAAAGUCUAAACUCCAUGGCCUCAAGUCUGACUUUGUUUUCUCAGCUGUAUCUUAGUGAGUACCACAGACAGCAUGUGUCUAAAUACUGACAAAUCCAGUUUUAACGACCUACCCUCAUCCACUGCCCGCUUUACUUGCUUCUAUUUUUUUUUUUUUUUGCCUUCUGCUUUCAGGCUGACAAGAUGAUAAAACCAGUUCUUAGAAUCUGUGUGGUUCAUUGAGAUAAGAGCUACCACUGAAAGCUGCAUAACCAUAAAAAAACACAACCAAGCCCAAAUAAUUACUAUUAAUAGCUCGGGCAAAUCUUGGGAGUAUGCUGUGAAUUUGAGAGAUGUGUCCUGAUGUGAGCUUUGAAUAUUUGUAGAGUAUUGUUAUACAAACACUAAAGAAGCCACAAGUGUAAAUAAGCAGAUGUAUACUAAUAUAUUCUGAUGCAAUUAAAGAAA